Messenger RNA from Sphaerulina musiva SO2202, 522 nucleotides. RefSeq lists its product as uncharacterized. Lineage: Eukaryota; Fungi; Ascomycota; Dothideomycetes; Mycosphaerellales; Mycosphaerellaceae. The coding region runs from base 48 to 296 and encodes 82 amino acids. The record is from RefSeq and is a predicted model, not a curated record. The transcript has 3 exons.
GUCCGAAUGCUUUGUUGUUGUUGAUGUUGUUGUUGUUGUUCCCAGAUAUGCCUGGGGAGGUGGUGGUGGUAGUGGUGGUAGUGGUGUUGGUGCAAGUUCCCUCGGGCGAUCUGCUUUCGCCUACACCACUCGAAAUAGAGGCUGAAGUCGAACUUGAAGUCGAUCGUGAAGUUGCUGUGGUAUCAGAAUCGCAGAGAAUUCCCGCUACCGCCAUUGCCAGUCGCUCUUCGAGCUCUUUCACCCUCGCUUCCAGCAUGGCAAUGUAUGCCGGCCCUUUGGAUUGCUUCAACGGAUGACCAAAGGAGCAUUCCAACCCAAUAUUACGGCAUGCCGCACAUCCCAACUCCCCAUCGCAUCGCAUCUUGCGCCUUCGACAUUGAUCGCAUGCUCGGGCGCUUCUUCGACGCUGAAUCUUCGAAGUCAUCAUAAUGGUCGUUCUGAUAUUAGGAGGUAGUGGUACUCAUAUGAGCAAGAGUAGUAGUUGUACUAGCAGGAAGUAGUAAUACCAGUAGUCGGGUUGAC